Molecule: messenger RNA, 792 nt
Organism: Glycine soja
Lineage: Eukaryota; Viridiplantae; Streptophyta; Magnoliopsida; Fabales; Fabaceae
Exons: 4
Coding region: 213-515 (100 amino acids)
Source: RefSeq, a predicted model, not a curated record
AGGAAUGGCUCAACCUUGCUUUUCUGUUCAUUUGUAAUUAUAAUGUUCGGAAUCUGGAUUGAAUUGCCGAUCUUACGGGAUGUGGAUGGAAAAUGUAAUAGAUAAGGAAAUUCUUAGCUGAAACCUGCAAUCCUGUGCCAAAUCUUUCUGCUUCCAUAUACAGCACAGAGCUUUGCAACAGAUUAAGAGCCUUCCUCAUAUAUUGUCCACCAAUGGGCCCAUCAUCACCUGUGGCAGAACUUGUUAUUGCCACAUCAGAUUUUCAGAGAUAUCUUGUACGCUGGGGUAUUGGUUCCAUCAAAGGUGGAGUAGAUGCAAAAGAGUUGUUCCAUUUGUAUAUUCUUGUUUGGAUACAAGAUAAACGUCUAUCUUUGUUGGAGUCGUGCAAAUUAGAUAAGGUGAAAUGGUCAGGAGUUAGAACACAACAUUCUACUACUCCCUUUGUUGAUGAUAUGUAUGAGCGGCUGAAGGAGACAUUGACAGACUACGAGGUCAUCAUUUGUCGUUGGCCAUAAUAUACCUUGGUCUUAGAGAAUGUCGUUGCUAAUAUUGAAAAGGCCAUUGUGGAAGCUUUAGACAAACAAUAUGCGAAUGCAUUAUCUCCUCAAAGAAAGCAUGGGUCCUAAGAAAUUUGGGCUUAAUAAAUAUGUCCAAAAACUUGCCAAACAAUCUACAUGUGCCUAUGUGGUUCCUGAUGAGGUGAGUUGAAUUUCUGAAAAACUCAAGUGUUCUUCUGGCUUGUAUAUAUUUUGUUUUUGUUUUUUUGAUAAGCAAAUGUUUUAUAGUUUGAUG